This is a messenger RNA of Paramecium octaurelia, 716 nucleotides long. Lineage: Eukaryota; Ciliophora; Oligohymenophorea; Peniculida; Parameciidae. The record is from the annotation of a GenBank genome assembly.
AUGUUUAAAUUAAGAACCCAUACUGUCAAACAGUGGCUACUCUAAAGAUUUCGUAAAUCCGUCAAUAGUUAAUACAUUACAGAUCCAUACGAAGAAGUAUUUUAAUAUUAUAUAUGCAGGAAUACAAACAAGAAUUGGCGGAACUCUUUGCUAAAUUUGAUCACCUAGGCAAAGGGUAGAUUUAAAAAUACGAAUUGCUUACUCUUCUCAACAAAUAUGGAAUCAGUAUCAAUGAACAGGAAUUAACGUGUUAUAUAAAGCAAGCAAAUUCAAAAAGUGGUCGUUUUAUAACAACCGAAUAAUUCAAAUAGUGUGUUUUAUCCGAAAAAUCAAAACUCUUCCUCAAAAGGCUUAUCCAUAAAUCAAAUGAAAGAAACCCCCAAAAUUACUUUCCCACUGAAAUCACCAAAGUUUUAGAUUAAGUCCACUAUUUAAGUGAGAGGGGCAGGCUCUUAUCAUAAAUUGAAGACAAAUAAAUUCCUGUUGAACAGAAACUACAGCCUCUCAGUAAAUUAAUGAACCUCAGUCGUGAGAUCACAAUAACUGAACAUAGACCAUAAUAAAAAUGUCCUUUGAGAUUACCAAGAGCUCGAUCAACCUGUACUACAAAUUAUAACAGUUUAUCUACUGCAAUUACUGUGCCUUCUACAUCCAAUUCGAGAUUUGGAGAUAAUCGUUUAUCCUUUAGAAAGUAUCCUACGUAAUAUUGCGAAUGA